Messenger RNA from Candidozyma auris, 804 nucleotides. RefSeq names its product bifunctional precorrin-2 dehydrogenase/sirohydrochlorin ferrochelatase MET8 (gene MET8). The transcript has a single exon. The record is from RefSeq and is a predicted model, not a curated record. NCBI's taxonomy places the organism in Eukaryota, Fungi, Ascomycota, Pichiomycetes, Serinales, Metschnikowiaceae. The coding region runs from base 1 to 804 and encodes 267 amino acids. Gene Ontology annotation, biological process: siroheme biosynthetic process. Gene Ontology annotation, molecular function: precorrin-2 dehydrogenase activity; protoporphyrin ferrochelatase activity.
AUGAAACAGCCGGGGUCGCUAUUGCUAGCAUGGCAAGUGAAGGAUAAGCACUGCUUGGUAAUAGGAGGAGGAGACGUGGCGCUCAGUCGAGUUCAUCAUCUCAUACGGGCUCAGGGCAAAAUAACAGUCGUCAGUGGCGCCAAUGUGCACCCGGAAUUGCUAGAAUUGCACGAAAAGGGAGAGCUUCACAGCUUGUUGAAGAGAGACUACGAGCCUGAUGAUUUGCGCAUGUACGAGCAGAAGGACCAAUUGAGUUUGGAGUCGUUCAAAGAUAUUGAUGAGAGCCACUACGAGCAGAUUGAUGAACAGGUCAGGAACCAAGUGUUUGCCUGUGUGUGCUGUUGCAUUGACGACCCGGUGCUUUCUGGGAAAGUGUACUAUCAAUGUAAGUACCUCAGGUUGCCUGUGAACAUCGCCGACAAGCCACCCAUGUGUGAUUUUUAUUUUGGCUCGAUGUUCAAUCAGGACCUGCUUCAGAUCAUGAUCAGCACCAACGGAAAGUCUCCCCGUUUGCUGAAGAUGAUAAAGGACGACAUCGCCCGGCAAUUUUCCAACAUUAGACUCAAUGACGCUGUAGACACGUUGGGCUCCAUCAGAGCUAACUUGAGAGAGAGAAAGCUUAAGGAUAAUAGCUUGGAGACGAUAGAAAAAAGAAUGGAGUGGAUCAAAAAACUUACUGACUUCUUUACGCUUCGCCAGUGGAGCCAGCUCCAUCUCACCGAAGCGCAAGUUGAUAAAGUGGUUGACUGUUACCCUAACUUUCCUCCCAAAGACUACGAAGAGUUUCUCAAAUUUGUUUCAUAG